Messenger RNA from Saccharomycodes ludwigii, 753 nucleotides. RefSeq names its product Bos1p (gene BOS1). Lineage: Eukaryota; Fungi; Ascomycota; Saccharomycetes; Saccharomycodales; Saccharomycodaceae. The coding region runs from base 1 to 753 and encodes 250 amino acids. Gene Ontology annotation, cellular component: Golgi apparatus; endoplasmic reticulum membrane; late endosome membrane. Gene Ontology annotation, biological process: vesicle fusion; endoplasmic reticulum to Golgi vesicle-mediated transport. The record is from RefSeq and is a predicted model, not a curated record. The transcript has a single exon. Gene Ontology annotation, molecular function: SNARE binding; SNAP receptor activity.
AUGAAUGCCUUGUAUAAUCAUGCUACAAAGCAAAAACAACUACUAAAUAAAGAUUUGUCCACUUUUGAAAAUGAUCUAUUAAGUGCUCCAAUAUCAUUACAAGGUUCUAUAACAACUACACUUCUAGCAUUAAAUAAAACAAUAUCCAAAUAUAAAGAACAAUUGAAAAGUUAUCAACAAGCCGCACAAAAUAAUAAUAAUAAUAAUAAUGAAGAAUUAUUAAAAUAUGAAUCGAGGUUACAUUCUUUGUCCAAAGAUUAUUCAGAGUAUAACAAAAAAUUUCACGACCUAAAGCAAAAAUAUGAUCAAGAAACUAAGAAUGCGUUUAAUAACACUAAUUCUAGUAGUAGUAGCAACCCAUUUGAUGAUACCACCGUACAAAAUAUUAAAAACAGGAGGACUAUAGGAGACUAUCCAUAUAAUAAUGAUGCUGCCGCUACUACAACUACAGCUAAUAAUACCACAAUAUCCAUGAAGGAUGGGCUUUUAAAAGAACAGGGUGUUUUCCAAAGAAGUACUCAGCAAUUAGAUUAUAUUUUAGAAACUGGUCAACAAUCUUUAGAAAACAUUAUCGAACAAAAUAGAGUUUUAGAAAAAUUGCAGAAUACAAUGACUAAUUCACUAACGACUUUGGGUGUUUCACAAAGAACAAUAAACAAGAUUAAUAAGAGAGUUUUUAAAGAUAAGCUUAUUUUCUGGUUUGCUUUGAUAUUAAUGUUUUUAGGGUUUUAUUUUAUACUAAAGCUUUUCUAA